GCGAGCUGAUGCAGUGGGUUUCUACUAAAUCAACAGAGGGCUACUACACACGUCAGUACUAUCAUCCGUAUCUGUUCAUUGGUAUACGUUCAGGAUGACUCUCCUCUGCAACGCUUGUCUCAUCUUGCCUGUUGCUCUGCAUUUGCUGCUCGUCCCCAGUCCAUGUUCUGCUUCAGUCACAAGAAGAUGUGGCUCCAUCUAUAAAGGGUUUGCCCAGUGUCUGCUCACCCUGGGAGACAGUCUCUCUGUCAGUGCCCAAAAAGAUGAAGAUAUGCAGGAGAUUGACUCUGUUUGCAAAUCCUGGGAUGAUUUUCAUGACUGUGCAAAUGUGGCUAUGGCUGGAUGCCCUGACGAGGCUGCUGCAGUGUGGGAGUCUCUGAGACAAGAGUCCAAAAAGAUGCAAUUUUCUGGAAACCUGUAUGAGAUGUGCUCCAUUCGUAGCCAAUCGGCAGCUGCCUCUGAUUCCCAAAGCCCAGACGAGACAAAUCAGGAAUUGUUAAAGGGACAUGCCAGUCAUAAAAGUGUGACUCAGUACAGUUUUCUGGCCUUUUGUUUGCUUGUCCUAUUACUGUUUCCAUGGAUAUAAUCACAUCUAUCUGCUUUCUCAACAAGACUCACCUUAGAGUUUAUAUGUGCAGGACAUUGACAAAGAUAUUGACUAGUUUUGUUUUGACAUUUCCAUAAAGAUCUUUUCAAUAAUAAGAAUCAUUCAAUGCUAUAAAUCCAACUUUUCAAAGUAAAAAAAUAAUGUCAUUUUCACACAGGGGACAGUACGCAGAAACAAAUUUUUUUCAGGUGCAAAAGCUUACACCAAGUCAAAACAACAACUCUUCUGUUAAAAAUGGCUAAAUUAAUUUAAAGUACAAGCAGGGCACAAUUAAAAUCAAAGAAAAUAAAUUCAUUAGGAGGACCAAAAAAUGCAACUUAAGGCCUGAUGAGGACAAGUCAAAGAGCCCAAUGCCGAAAGAUACUUAAAAACAUUUGAACCCCUUUAAAUUAUAUGAGAAUACUCUAGUAGAGUAGCACUUGUGAGCUAUGAGUAUCAAAGCAAUGUAAAGAGCCCUCAAAAAAUGUUAUUCUUUCACUUUGUAGUGUAAUCUUCUUUUGAAGGCCUUUGAGAUGAUUAACUUUAAGGAUUACUCCAAUUUAAAGUAAAUCUAAGCAACACAGCUCACCUACAAGCCUUUUAGCCUGAAUGUCUUUGGGUGAUGGUUUAAACUAUCAAUUAUGUAAUGACAGGUUCAUUGAUUCAGAUUAAAGGAAUAGUUCAGCCGAAAUAAACAUUUUGUCAUCAUUUACUCACUGCCAUGUUAUUCCAAACCUGUUUGGAAUAACAUGGACUUUCUUUCUUCUGUGUAACAGUGUUUAGCAAAAUGUUCAAAGAAAGAAAUGCAAGUGGUUUGGAACGACAUGAGAGUGGGUAAAUAAUGACAGGUUUUAUUUUAUUUUGUAUUUAUUUUAUUUUUUUGGUGGGUGGGGGUUAGAGGGAGUUAAACUAUCUCUUUAACAAAUAGCACAGCAUUAUACUUAAAGGUGUUUUGUGCUAGUCUGUAUCGGUAUGGAGCUGGUAUUCAUUUGAUGUUGGUUGGAGUACUAUGUAGAAAUUGUAUCUUACAUUCCUCAUAGCUACAUUUUUAUUUAAAUAUACCUGUAUGUAUUUGUAAUUACAUACAGAAGAAAAACUUCAGCUUGAGGAAACAAAUCACUACAUGAUGGUAAUAUACUGUAAAUAUGACCGAUAUGCUGUAAAGACGAGCUAAUUUAAUAGGUUUAAAUGAAUGAGCAUAUUAUAUAAACCAGAUUAUCAUAUGUAAUGAAUAGAUGAGAAAAAUCAAUGGGAGUUAACAUCAUGAACUCAUAAAUAGCUAAUGAGAUCAGAUUGUAAAUUAUUAUUGCAGAAUAUAUACAGUAUAUUUCUGUAGUUACAUGAUUUUGUGUGUAAAGCAAAUGUGCUGAUAUAGAGGUUGUUCAAAGGAUCAGCUUUUAUUACCGCCACACUCAACGCUGGCUUUGCCCUGCUCAGCGGAUUCCUCAAUCAAUGUUAUUUAUGUUUAAUUUUUAGAUUUAAUUGGCAAUCAAUCACAUUUGUCAAUGCAGUAAACUUAUUAAGGAAGGCAAAAGCCAUUUAUUUAGCCAGAAAAAAAAAAAGAAAAUUCAAUUGGGGUCCAGGGAGGAUGGCCACUUAUGUCUCAAAAUUCGUUUUUGUGUGGUAGUUCUGUUUACUUAAGAUUUUUUUUUUUUUUAAUUGUGUAUAAAAGUGCUUAACAUAGCUGAACUGAAUGAUCAAAGGCUGACUGUCAGUGAUGUGUCUCAUGCUUUUCUUUGCAUAACUUUAAUUCCACUUUUGUCAAAGCCACUGAAUGUACUUUAGUAGAAUCUUAUCAAACUAAUGGAUUAAACUCUAAUAUACUAGUAAGGGCUAAUAUGUACAGACAUCAAUCCCUACUAAAUAGAGCUCAUUAAUUAAUGUAUAUCUAUGUGUCUUUAUUAAUACAUGAAGACAGCAAUAAUUUGCUUAACAGGUGCAUUAUACCAAAUGCAUGUAAGAGAAAUGUAUUUCAAUGAGUGUGCUUUCUCCUUUUAUUUUGAUCUCUUAUUAUAUAUUACUGAUCAUUCCCUUGUUUCCAAGCUCUUACUCUGGUGCCCUGCUUACUAGAAACAAAUUGAAGAUCGCUUAAUUGUCUUUUUAAAAUUCAAAUUGUUGACUGCAAUUCGGAGUAAAAACUCCCAUAUUUUUGCUUUGAAAUGCGUAUUGUUUAGGGCCAUUUUUGUCUCAUCGUGAAACAUGCCUGUCUGCAAAAAUAUUUGCUACAUAUCAAUAUACUAUACAGUAUAAAUAAAAGGUGCUGGUCAACA
This is a messenger RNA of Xyrauchen texanus (razorback sucker), 2856 nucleotides long. RefSeq names its product neuritin 1-like a (gene nrn1la). Gene Ontology annotation, cellular component: plasma membrane. The transcript is spliced from 3 exons. The record is from RefSeq and is a predicted model, not a curated record. NCBI's taxonomy places the organism in Eukaryota, Metazoa, Chordata, Actinopteri, Cypriniformes, Catostomidae. Gene Ontology annotation, biological process: nervous system development; neuron projection extension. Bases 95 to 586 code for a protein of 163 amino acids.